AUGUCGGCCGAAAUUAAUUCCAUAUUCUAUCAAUCCAUACAAAAAGAUCUGAGAAAAGCAACCGUCAAGGAGAUUGGGGAAUGCAUCAAGGCAGUCAACAGUACGCUACUUGCUCAAGCACGCAUGUCAGUAUCUGGAAGAAAGGAUGAGCUUAUUACACGAAUGACCAAAUAUAUCAUCAGUUUGAUUGCCAACAACAAGCGUGCUAAUAUCCAAAAUGUGGUCCGUAUUGUGAACGAAAUAGUGCCUAAAAAGAUUUUUUGGAGAUUUGAAAAUGAUCGCAUUUAUUUCCAUAGCCCGUCUGAACGAUCCCGAGUUGCUUUUCAUGAAAAGCGAGGUAAUACAAUUGAAAACAUGGAUUUCAAACCAAGUCCUUUUCUGAAGCCUAUUGCAAGAUUGACACAUAUCAAGGUCUGCCCUAUUGCAAACAAAGAGAGACAAUCCAGAGUAUUCCAAUUCACUUUGGCAGACGAUCACCGAGCCAUGUUGGCUACUCCCAAUGCUGUUGACGAUCGACCUAUUUACCAGAUUCGUUUUUAUUGUGCAAAAUAUACCAAUACGACAACAUCUAAUCUACUGGUUGAAUUCCCUAAUAUAUGUGAACUCAAAGUGAAUGGGAAUGUGAUUGGUGGUAGUAUACUACGAUGCUUAAAGAACAAACCGGGCACAGUCAAUCCUCCAGAUUUGACCAUCAUGACACGAAAAUCAGCAUUGAAUAAUGUCGAGCUUGUGUAUGUCAGCAGUGAUACGCCCUUUAUUGCCAGUGCCUAUAUUGUCGAAAGAACGCCUGUGAUUACUUUGAUCCAGACCUUAAGGCGAGAAAGAGUGCUGCCAAAAGAAAAAGUACUGGAAAGGCUACAAGAGAUUCAACAAGAUACUGAUAUUAUUAUGGAAUCAGAAACACUGUCUACCAAGGAUCCUCUUGCUUUUACACGUAUUGUGACACCUAUUCGAUCCAAAAACUGUCAACAUUUACAAUGUUUUGAUGCCUAUACAUAUCUUACCAUGAAUGAACAAACACCUACUUGGACAUGUCCUGUAUGCAACCGACAGAUUGAGGAUUGGGAGGAUUUGAUUGUAGACCAAUACUUUAGUGAAAUGUUGAAAAAUACACCUAAACAUAUAGACAGUGUUCGUGUAGAACCCAAUGGUCAAGUCACUAUUAUAGAUGAAAACCCUGAUUUAGCGCAAGAAGAAGACUCUGAUGAAGAUUCUGAAUAUGAGCAAUUAUUUCGAGAGAAAGCCAGUGUGCCACCUGAGGAAAUACCUACGAUUCUUCUUGAUGACGAUGAAGAAGAAUUGCAGGCUAAUCCAAUUGCUGGCGAUCAACAAGCACAAGAAAAUAUACCCACUGAACCACCAAGGAAGAAGCAAAAGUCUGAUGUGAUAGAUUUGACAAUAGACAGUGAUGAAGAGAACGAAAAUACACCCAUACAGUUUGUGAGGUAA
This is a messenger RNA of Gilbertella persicaria, 1449 nucleotides long. Its product is annotated as PINIT domain-containing protein. Gene Ontology annotation, biological process: protein sumoylation. The transcript is spliced from 7 exons. Lineage: Eukaryota; Fungi; Mucoromycota; Mucoromycetes; Mucorales; Choanephoraceae. Gene Ontology annotation, molecular function: SUMO ligase activity; zinc ion binding. Bases 1 to 1449 code for a protein of 482 amino acids. The record is from RefSeq and is a predicted model, not a curated record.